Mytilinidion resinicola is the source of this 300-nucleotide messenger RNA. RefSeq lists its product as uncharacterized. The coding region runs from base 1 to 300 and encodes 99 amino acids. The transcript has a single exon. Lineage: Eukaryota; Fungi; Ascomycota; Dothideomycetes; Mytilinidiales; Mytilinidiaceae. The record is from RefSeq and is a predicted model, not a curated record.
AUGGAAGCUGUCGAUUGGAGUAUUGUGAAGAACUGGCUAGAGUCCUGCGAAAAACAUCACCGAAGGCAUUGUAAACCCAGCAAGGACUCUCAAGUUCUAGGUCUUCUCGUGGUUGAUUGCGUCACUCGUCAAGUCGUUCCGCACGAUCCGUCUCAGGGGUGUCUCACUCUCAGCUACGUCCGGGAUAAUAGCAACGCAACUGGAGCCGAAAUCUACAUGGUAUUCUUGUCAAAUAAGCUGCCGGCAACUAUCGAGGACGCCAUUAAAGUAGUCAACGCCCUUGGCUAUCACUCAGGUUGA